Molecule: messenger RNA, 2100 nt
Organism: Lutra lutra (Eurasian river otter)
Lineage: Eukaryota; Metazoa; Chordata; Mammalia; Carnivora; Mustelidae
Exons: 6
Coding region: 1-2100 (699 amino acids)
Biological process (GO): G protein-coupled receptor signaling pathway
Cellular component (GO): membrane
Molecular function (GO): G protein-coupled receptor activity; olfactory receptor activity
Source: RefSeq, a predicted model, not a curated record
AUGGCAAGAGAAAACCACACGAGUGUCUCCGACUUCCUGCUCCUGGGCUUCUCUGACCACCCAGAGCAGCAGCCUCUCCUCUUCGGGCUCUUCCUGGGCAUGUACCUGGUCACCGUGUUGGGGAACCUGCUCAUCAUCUUGGCCAUAGUUUCUGACCAGCACCUCCGCACCCCCAUGUACUUCUUCCUGGCCAACCUGUCCCUCAUUGAUACCUGCUUCUCCUGCACCAUUGUCCCCAAGGUGCUGGUGAACACCCUCACUCAGCACCACACCAUCACUUACACUGGCUGCCUCGUACAGAUGUACUUCUUCAUGGCAUUGACCCUGCUGGAUGACUUCCUGCUGGCCGUGAUGGCAUAUGACCGCUAUGUGGCCAUCUGCCUUCCUCUCCACUACACCACCAUCAUGUGUCCCCAACGCUGCCUGCUGCUGGUCGCCUCAUCCUGGUUCUGCGCCCACCUCCUGGCCUUCUCACUCACCCUCCUCAUGGCUCAGUUCUCCUUCUGUGCCUCCCAUUCCAUUCCACACUUCUUCUGUGACCUUCUCCCUGUCCUCAAACUUGCCUGCUCAGACACCCAGAUCUUUCAGGUCAUGAUGUUUGCUGAAGCAGCCCUCGCAGGUGUGGUCCCUCUCGCCUGUGUCCUGGUCUCUUAUGCCCACAUCAUGCACACCAUCCUCAAGGUCCCCUCAGCUAGGGGGAAACACAAGGUCUUCUCAACCUGUGGCUCUCACCUGUCAGUCGUCACUCUCUUCUAUGGGACACUUUUUCUAGUGUAUUUCCAGCCCUCUUCCUCCUACUCACCAGACACUGGAAUGGUUGUAUCUGUGAUAUAUACAAUGGUCACCCCCAUGCUGAACCCAUUCAUCUACAGCCUGAGGAACAAAGACAUGAAGAGGGCUCUCAAGAAGUUGCUACAGCUAAGGUCAGAAAUCAGAAACCACACGAGUGUCUCCGACUUCCUGCUCCUGGGCUUCUCUGACCACCCAGAGCAGCAGCCUCUCCUCUUCGGGCUCUUCCUGGGCAUGUACCUGGUCACCGUAUUGGGGAACCUGCUCAUCAUCUUGGCCAUAGUUUCUGACCAGCACCUCCGCACCCCCAUGUACUUCUUCCUGGCCAACCUGUCCCUCAUUGAUACCUGCUUCUCCUGCACCAUUGUCCCCAAGGUGCUGGUGAACACCCUCACUCAGCACCACACCAUCACUUACACUGGCUGCCUCGUACAGAUGUACUUCUUCAUGGCAUUGGCCCUGCUGGAUGACUUCCUGCUGGCCGUGAUGGCAUAUGACCGCUAUGUGGCCAUCUGCCUUCCUCUCCACUACAUCACCAUCAUGUGUCCCCAACGCUGCCUGCUGCUGGUUGCCGCAUCCUGGUUCUGCGCCCACCUCCUGGCCUUCUCACUCACCCUCCUCAUGGCUCAGUUCUCCUUCUGUGCCUCCCAUUCCAUCCCACACUUUUUCUGUGACCUUCUCCCUGUCCUCAAACUUGCCUGCUCAGACACCCAGAUCUUUCAGGUCAUGAUGUUUGCUGAAGCAGCCCUCGCAGGUGUGGUCCCUCUCACCUGUGUCCUGGUCUCUUAUGCGCACAUCAUGCACACCAUCCUCAGGGUCUCCUCAGCUGGGGGGAAGCACAAACUCUUCUCAACCUGUGGCUCUCACCUGACAGUAGUCACUCUUUUCUAUGGAACUGUCUUUCUUGUGUAUUUCCAGCCCUCUUCCUCCUACUCAGCAGGCACUGGAAUGAUGGCAUCUGUGGUGUACACAAUGGUCACCCCCAUGCUAAACCCGUUCAUCUACAGCCUGAGGAACAGAGACAUGAAGGGGGCUCUCAAGAGGCUUUUUACAAGAUUGACAUCUCAAAGGACCUACAUCCUCGAAAAUGGCUCCCACUGUGGGAAGAGUGGGCGGAGCUACGUGCGGAGGAUAGGGUCAACCGGAGGUCACGAACUCUCCGUGACCUCCUCCACCAAUCCACCCCUGGGACCGGGUCUUACCGUCCCACAGGUCCUCCGGUCCCACAGGUCCUCCGCUCCCGCAGUGUGCUCUGAGCGGUCUGCAAGCAGCUCCGCUGGCAUGGAAGUGGCUCGUUCGCUGGCUAUCUAG